CAUGCCUCUCGUGUCCCGCGUGGACAUUAAACACCGCUUUAAGCUCUCACUUGUCGGUUGUCAUUACUAACUGUUCAGUGCCUCCAUUUUCGGUUUAAUUUUUUUUUUUUUUUCUUGAUAAGAAUUUCUUUACUUUGUUCAAAAAUGGAAAGUGCGGUGAAAGAGAAAGAGCCUCUAAUUAGCAAUGCAAAUCCAAAGGGUGGCUUCAGAACCUUACCCUUCAUCAUAGCUACCCAGGCAUUUGAGAAAAUGGCAACUUUUGGAAUAUUGCCAAACAUGAUUCUGUAUUUAACAAGACAUUAUGGGAUGGAAGCUGCAACAGCUACUAAUGUGAUCCUCCGCUGGUCAGCAGCUACUAAUUUUACACCAAUUAUCGGUGCUUUUCUUGCCGAUUCCUAUUUUGGUCGCUACGCUACCAUCGCCUUUGGAUCUGUUCUCGGUUUACUUGGAAUGCUACUUUUUUGGCUAACAGCUAUGAUUCCAAACCUAAGUCCUUGUGAUCAAUUCACUAUGAGCUGCAACUCUCCGACAACAUCACAACUUGCUUUCUUAUACUCUUCUCUAUGCCUAAUCGCCAUUGGAGCUGGUGGUGUAAGAGCUUCUUCCUUACCCUUUGGCAUUGACCAACUAGACAAGGAAAAAGAUGCAGGAAUCAUAGAGGGCUACUUUAAUUGGACCUAUGCUUUAGCAACAGCUGCAGUUUUAAUUGGAACGACCAUUUUGGCAUAUAUUCAAGAAAAUUUUGGUUGGAUUGUUGGAUUUGGUUUACCUGUUGUGUUCAUGUUCAUAUCUAUGGUAUCUUUCUUUCUAGCUUCUUCACUCUAUGUCAAGGUGGAACCAAAAGGCAACGUGAUUAGUGAGUGUGCUCGAGUGGUUGUCGCGUCUUAUCGAAACAGAAACCUCGAGUUACCAUCAUCAAAUGUCUUGAAUGAUGGCAUGUACUAUUGUGACAAGGAUUCGGAAAUGCUUAUGCCAAGUGAUAAAUUCAGGUUUCUAAAUAAAGCAUGCCUUAUAAAACAUCAAGAACAAGAUCUUACACAAGAUAGAAGAUUAAAAAACCAAUGGAGCCUUAGCACAAUAGAUCAAGUAGAAGCAUUCAAAGCAAUUAUCAAAAUCAUUCCAAUUUGGACAACAGGAAUGAUAAUGUCUAUAAAUUUGAGUCAAGGAACAUUUAAUAUACUAGAAGCAUCCACCAUGAACCGCCACAUAACUUCGAACUUUGAAAUCCCCGCGGCUUCAAUGUCAACAUUCAUGGUCCUCUCUGUAGUAAUUUGGAUUGUCCUCUAUGAUUGUGUCAUAAUCCCUUCAACAUCAAAACUAAGGCGUUCGCCGACUCGUCUCCGAGUAAAACAAAAAAUGGGAAUUGGACUACUAGCAAUAUGUUUAUCAACAGCUUCGUUAGCAAUUGCAGAAGGUAAAAGAAGAAAAUUAGCAAUUGAUGAAGGCUUUCAAGAAUUUCCAGAAGGUGUUGUGAACAUGUCAGUUAUGUGGCUAUUGCCUAGACAAAUUCUUGAUGGUUUUGCUGAAGCUUUUAAUGGCAUUGGACAAAAUGAGUUUUAUAUAUGUGAAUUGCCUCAAUCUAUGGCCAGUAUUGCAUCAAGUUUUUCAGCAUUAGGUAUGUCAUGUGGGAAUAUUUUGGCUAGUUUUAUUUUGAGUGUUGUUGAUAAUGUUACUAAGGGUGAGGGAAAGGAAAGUUGGGUUUCUAGUAACAUAAAUAAGGGACAUUUAGAUUACUAUUAUUGGCUUCUUUUUGUAUUGAUGUUGGCCAACUUUUUUGGUUUUGUUUAUUUUAGUAAGGUUUAUGGUCCUUGUAAGAGAGAAGAAAAUGAAGGUCAAGAAGAAGGAAAUUAGGGUGGAAGGAUAAAAGUCUGUUUUGGUUGAAGAUUCUUUUUGUUU
This is a messenger RNA of Medicago truncatula (barrel medic), 1896 nucleotides long. Its product is annotated as protein NRT1/ PTR FAMILY 1.2. Gene Ontology annotation, molecular function: transmembrane transporter activity. Gene Ontology annotation, cellular component: membrane. NCBI's taxonomy places the organism in Eukaryota, Viridiplantae, Streptophyta, Magnoliopsida, Fabales, Fabaceae. The coding region runs from base 145 to 1851 and encodes 568 amino acids. Gene Ontology annotation, biological process: transmembrane transport; oligopeptide transport. The record is from RefSeq and is a predicted model, not a curated record. The transcript has 4 exons.